ACAGCUGCAGCUGUCAAAUGCGGCAAGAUGGACUUCCUCUUUUCCGAUACGUUCGCGGUCGUGUAAAUUUGUGUUGAAAAACCACAAAAUUAAAUCUUAGCCAUGGUGCGUAUGAACGUAUUGGCCGAUGCCCUGAAGUGCAUUAACAACGCCGAGAAGCGCGGCAAGCGUCAGGUGCUUCUGCGCCCCUGCUCCAAAGUCAUCAUUAAGUUCCUGACUGUGAUGAUGAAGCAUGGCUACAUCGGCGAAUUCGAGAUUGUCGACGAUCACCGCUCUGGCAAGAUCGUUGUUAAUCUAACCGGACGUUUGAACAAAUGCGGCGUCAUUUCGCCACGCUUCGAUGUGCCCAUCAACGACAUUGAGAAGUGGACCAACAACCUGUUGCCCUCUCGUCAGUUUGGCUAUGUCGUUCUGACCACAUCCGGCGGCAUUAUGGAUCACGAGGAGGCCAGGAGAAAACAUCUUGGUGGCAAAAUCCUUGGAUUCUUCUUCUAAAUGCGGAGCAGUAGGAGAAUGAAGCUAACAACAUCUAAAGCUAUUUCGUGUGUGUGGGGAGUUUAAAUAUGUAAAAGUUGUUUUAUUUCCCCGUCGCGAUAAAUGAUAAAAUGAAAAAUCGUUUCACGUUCAUUUGAACAACAAAUACCAACAUCGUUCAUUCAAGACAAGAAUGUUCCACUAAUAAAACGCGAAAUAAAAUGAUGGAUACAUAA
Messenger RNA from Drosophila arizonae, 710 nucleotides. It is a transcript of the gene RpS15Aa, whose product is annotated as Ribosomal protein S15Aa. The record is from RefSeq and is a predicted model, not a curated record. Gene Ontology annotation, cellular component: ribosome. Lineage: Eukaryota; Metazoa; Arthropoda; Insecta; Diptera; Drosophilidae. Gene Ontology annotation, molecular function: structural constituent of ribosome. Gene Ontology annotation, biological process: translation.